Messenger RNA from Cucurbitaria berberidis CBS 394.84, 400 nucleotides. RefSeq lists its product as uncharacterized. Bases 174 to 368 code for a protein of 64 amino acids. Lineage: Eukaryota; Fungi; Ascomycota; Dothideomycetes; Pleosporales; Cucurbitariaceae. The transcript has a single exon. The record is from RefSeq and is a predicted model, not a curated record.
GUCCACGGUCUAGAUCCACAUUCCAAACGGUGAAAACGCCUACACAAUCAGCAGCAGGCAUCCUUCGUGAAUCAAUCGUGUCUCAUCCAAGAGGAACAGGGCUGACGGCGGCAGUCGACGACACUCGGUCCUGACGCGUCCAUACCACCAGUUCGUGGCACUGACGCUUGCACAUGCGUGCUGGCCACCAAUACAGACGCGCACAUCAUCAAUCAUCCAGACCCCAGCUUAUUGCCGUUCCUCCUUUUCGUGCCCCCUUUGCCACGUUCGAAGCUCCCCCACGAGGCCCCAGCGCGCUCACUAUCCGUGGAGUAAAAUCAAACUCUGUCCACCCGGACUCUGGCACCCAGUCAAGGAAUGGCUUGUAGACUGCUCUAGAUCAAGCCUCUAGCCGUCCUAG